This is a messenger RNA of Corythoichthys intestinalis (scribbled pipefish), 3888 nucleotides long. RefSeq names its product integrator complex subunit 6 (gene ints6). The coding region runs from base 418 to 2997 and encodes 859 amino acids. Gene Ontology annotation, biological process: snRNA 3'-end processing. The transcript is spliced from 18 exons. Gene Ontology annotation, cellular component: integrator complex. Lineage: Eukaryota; Metazoa; Chordata; Actinopteri; Syngnathiformes; Syngnathidae. The record is from RefSeq and is a predicted model, not a curated record.
AACCGCCAGAAGCCGCUCGGCACAUUCAGUGCAGAGAGAAGCAGGGAUCUUUAGUGAGGGAGAACUUUGUCGCUAUGAAACUUAGGUCUAUUUGCGAAAUAUUGUCAAAAUUGUCCAAACCCCUCGUAAAUCCAUGUGCUGGCCCUAGGGUGGGAGGUUUCUAGCUCAGUUCGCCCGUCGGGGGGGCCUCGCCACUCACUCUUCUGACACUUUUUUUGUGUGGUGGAAAGAAUGUGUGAGACAGACAGUUAGCCGGCUAGCUAGUUAGCAGCUAGCUAGCUAGCCGAGGAGGUGACACGGGCGGAUAGCAGCGGGAGAGAACAAAAGAUUUUUUAUUUGGAUUUUUUUCUUUUAGUGGUCUUUUUGGUUGUGUACUGACACCCAAGUCCAUGCAGAACGCGUUGUUAGCACCACAAAAUGCCCGUUUUACUUUUCCUGGUAGACACGUCCGCGUCCAUGAACCAGCGCAGCCAUCUGGGCACUACCUAUCUGGACAUAGCAAAAGGCGCUGUUGAGACUUUUAUGAAGCUCCGAGGGAGAGAUCCGGCGAGCCGAGGGGACCGGUACAUGUUGGUAAAUUAUGAAGACAUUCCUUUCGGGAUCAAGGCCGGAUGGAAAGAGAGCCAUGCCACUUUUAUGACUGAACUGAGGAAUCUGCAGGCCACCGGGCUCACCAGCAUAGGCCAGUCACUGAGGACGGCCUUCGACCUGCUCAAUCUCAAUAGACUAGUGACUGGCAUUGACAACUACGGGCAGGGAAGAAACCCAUUUUUCCUGGAGCCCGCUAUCAUCAUCGCAAUCACUGAUGGAAACAAGUUAACCACUAGUGGUGGCGUCCAAGAUGAGCUCCAUCUCCCAUUAACGACGCCCCUGCCAGGCAGCGAGCUAACCAAGGAGCCCUUCCGUUGGGAUCAACGUCUUUUUGCGCUAGUGCUGCGCAUACCUGGCCAUGCGUCAGUGGAGCCUGAGCCAGUUGGUGGCGUCCCGUCGGAUGAUUCGCCCAUCACGCCCAUGUGUGAGGUUACUGGAGGGCGCUCAUACAGCGUGUUCUCUCAGCGCAUGCUGAAUCAGUGUCUGGAGUCUCUGGUCCAGAAGAUCCAGAGUGGCGUAGUCAUCAACUUUGAGAAGACUGGGCCUGACCCUCCCCCGCUGGAUGAUGCACCACCUGAGAAGCCAGGCCCACAGCCUUGGCAUUGUUGCCACAAGCUCAUCUAUGUCCGGCCCAAUCCUAAAACGGGUGUCCCUAUCGGACACUGGCCUGUACCUGAGGCCUUCUGGCCAGACCAGAACUCCCCUACGCUGCCCCCUCGUUCAGCGCACCCUCACGUUCGCUUCUCCUGCCUGGACGCAGAGCCCAUGGUGAUUGACAAGGUUCCCUUUGACAAGUACGAGCUGGAGCCCUCGCCGCUCACGCAGUACAUCCUGGAGAGGAAGUCUCCUCACACCUGCUGGCAGGUGUUUGUAUGCAACAGUGCCAAGUACAGUGACCUGGGCCAGCCCUUUGGCUACCUAAAGGCCAGCACGGCACUAAACUGCGUCAACCUGUUUGUCAUGCCCUACAACUACCCUGUACUUCUACCGCUUCUGGACGACCUCAUCAAAGUGCACAAAUUCAAGCCCACCCUCAAAUGGCGGCAGUCCUUUGAGAACUACCUUAAGACCAUGCCUCCAUACUACAUUGGGUCCUUGAGAAAGGCACUAAGGAUCAUGGGAGCUCCCAACCUAUUAGCGGACAACAUGGAGUAUGGCUUGAGCUACAGUGUUGUUUCCUACCUUAAAAAGCUCAGCCAGCAGACCAAAAUGGAGUACGAUCGCCUGAUCGCUUCCAUUGGGAAGAAGGCACCGCCUGAGACGGGCAUCAAGGUACGGUGGAGGGGCGGAGGGAUCUCGCUGGCCCAGCGCAGAGAUUUCAUCCAACAGCUUUUGAGUAUCUCGAGUGACGCCCCAGCACCGCUAUUGGAACUCAACCCCAAAGAGUUCCAAGGAUUCCACCUGGCGCUCCUCAACAAGAGCCUGAAACCUCAGACCUUCCGGAACCCUUACGACAUACCCCGCAGUCACCUACUGGACCAGCUCAGCCGUAUGAGGAGAAACCUACUCAACACAACAGUCUGCACCCUGCGAGGGUAUGACACAGAUCAAAUCCACAGCGUUCCCAUCGCCCAAAUGGGAAACUACCAAGAUUUCCUGAAAGCCGCUCCCCAACCCCUCCGAGACGCCGACCCCGAGCAGCCGAAGCGCCUGCACACCUUCGGCAACCCUUUCAAACUGGAUAAGAAGGGCAUGAUGAUUGACGAGGCUGACGAAUUUGUGACGAGCCCUCAGAACAAAGGGAAAAGACCUGCGGACAACAACAUGAUGGGUGGUGGACCAAAGAGGAGGCGCUGCAUGUCGCCCCUUCUGCGCCUGGGACGGGCCUACACGCCCCCCAUAACCCCACCUGCUAGUCCACGACCCACCUCGGACGUGGACGAUCAUGACAGCGAACCAGAAUUGAUCAUCAACCACCUCAAUCAGAACCACUGCAGCAGCCCGGACCCGACCUCUGACCCAGACAGUUCGGGUACCGUCGAUCCUCAGGAGAACCACUCGGACCCGCAGCACGUCUCGCACAGGGACAGUGAGGAGGAGAACGGCGAGGACUGUGAGGAAAGGGAAGAGAGCAGCGCAAACGUGAUACUGGUGGGGGAACACCUUCCUCGGUAUCUGUCUCCCACCGCUCUGAAAAAGCACAUCCAGAACGAGACCACGAAAGUCAACAACGAGCUGAAGAGGCUCAUCACUAAGGAGAUUAGGAAGCCCGGCAGACACUAUGAGAAGAUCUUCUACUUCCUGAAGCAAAUCCAAGGCACGCUGGACACUCGGCUUAUCUUCCUCCAAAACAUCAUUAAAGAGGCGGCCAGGUUCAAGAAGCGUGUUCUGAUCGAGCAACUGGAGAACUUCCUCGAGGAGAUCCAUAACAGGUCCAACAACAUCAACCACGUGGACGCACUCUGACCGCCGCCUUAAACUGAACUUUUAACCAACUAACAAGGACGACUUAUUUCUUUUUGGACUCCGCACACGACAGAUGUGUCGGUUUUCGGCCCGGAUGACCUGAAUACUUUCAUCGUUCUACGAUGACGAAUGUGGUAACGUUUUGGACCUUUUUGGGAAAAAAUGGCUUGUGGUUUCUGUGAAACCAAUACGGACGUCAUCCCUCCCCCGCCAAUCCAAAACCUUACGGAGCGCUCAAUGUUGAUUUUUUUUUUUUUUUUUUUUUUUUUUGUGGCACUUUUGGUGAGGGUUUUUCAUCUAUAUAUUCGAUGCUCCGCAGAAACAAGCACUCCUCGUUAAUGGUCCAAAAAUGAGAUUGACUGGAUGUGUGGCAAACAGUGGAUGGGUAGGUUGCCCACUGAUUGUCAACAGAUUGGUCACCUAAAGAUAGACGGAUGACCGGCGGGCAACCAAAGAGCAAAUGAGUAAGUGGUGACUUGGGGCUGAAGAGUGACUCAUGAAUGCCUUGAUGCCAAUUUGUGAAUCCUGCUUGUUCAGCGAAAGACAGGCGACCAAUUCGUGACUGAGUGGUGACCAAAGGGCAACCGGAGAAAAAAAAUGACAAAUACUGUGCGUAUGUGUGUUACUUGGUGAGCGGUAACAAAUGAGUCUAUGUGAUUGGUUGGCGGCAUUGACAGGGACAAAAAGCUCAGGAAGUGACAUUUUAGUUUUGAACUCACGUGCACAUGUGUAAAAUUGCAGAUUUAUUUUGUGUCGUUAAGACACAGUUCCUGGCCGUACAGGUGAUUUUAAGUUUAUUUUUUUGAUGGCUUCGGAAUCUCCAAACUACUCAAACAGAUAAUUGCUUUGCGAUUUCUUUGGGCAGGUUCUAAAAUCUCCAAACCACGCCAA